Messenger RNA from Panonychus citri (citrus red mite), 1931 nucleotides. It is a transcript of the gene Usp14, whose product is annotated as ubiquitin carboxyl-terminal hydrolase 14-like. The record is from RefSeq and is a predicted model, not a curated record. Lineage: Eukaryota; Metazoa; Arthropoda; Arachnida; Trombidiformes; Tetranychidae. Gene Ontology annotation, biological process: protein deubiquitination; regulation of proteasomal protein catabolic process; proteasome-mediated ubiquitin-dependent protein catabolic process. Gene Ontology annotation, molecular function: cysteine-type deubiquitinase activity; proteasome binding.
AGAUUCAUUUGGUUUUGAAUUUUUCUCAAUUGUAAUUAAUUUGGUUAUCACUUUUUAAUUAUCAUUGUCUUUGGUUAAUUACUUUGUCAUUUAAUUGUAACGGUUUGUCAAUAUUGUCAAGAAAGAUGCCGAUUUACAAAGUUAAGGUUAAAUGGGGUAAAGAGAUUUACAAUGAUAUUGAUUUGGAUACUGAUUUGGAGACAACCGUUUUUAAGGCUCAAUUGUUUGCUCUCACUUCGGUUUCAAUUGAAAGGCAGAAACUCAUGUUCAAGGGAAAAGUCAUCUCUGGACCUACAUGGGAUGGAAUUCAGUUAAAAGAUGGUAUCACUUUUUUGAUGAUGGGAAACGUUGACAAGAUUCCUGAAGAACCUCAAGAGAAACCUAAAUUUAUCGAGGAUAUGACUGAAAGUGAAUUAAGCACAGUUCUUGAUCUUCCCUCAGGCUUAACCAAUUUAGGUAAUACUUGCUAUCUAAAUGCUACGGUACAAUGUUUGUAUACCAUACCUGAGUUACGAGAAGCAAUAGCCAAGUUUAUCCCUAAGCGUUCGGAUCUUAUGUUACAACCCAAUGUUACUGUCUCUUCGGAUCUUUUCAUCUCAAUGGAACAUAAAUCUGUUAUUGCUCCAAUGGUUUUCUUGAGUUUUCAUUUAGCAUUUCCUCGGUUUGCCGAGAAAUCCGCUGAUGGUAAUCUCAUUCAACAUGAUGCAGCCGAAUGCUGGACAAGUUUGAUGAGAUCAUUACAACAAGAUCUGAAAACUGCUGAUAAUCAAGGAACUGGUGAUAAUAUUAGUGCAGCUCAAGCCAUUAAGAGUGAUAAUUUCAUUGAACAAUAUUUUGAAGGAAAAUUCUCUGUUACCAUGAAAAACACAGAAAAUGAAGAAGAAGAAGAAGCUAAAACUGUAGAGAAAUUUUUACAUCUUAGUUGCUUUAUUUCCAACCAUGAAGUUAAAUAUCUUCAAUCUGGCUUAAAAUAUUCCAUCCUAGAAGAAAAUUUAACCAAAUUUUCACCAAACCUCCAAAGAGAUUGUAUUUACACCAAGAAAAGUCUAUUGGGCCGAUUACCUGCUUAUCUUACAAUUCAAAUAAUGAGAUUUGAAUAUAAAGGACGUGAAGCGAAAAUUUUGAAAGAAAUUAAAUUCGGUUUCAAGUUGGAUGUUUACGAGAUGUGUACACCAGAAUUACAGGAAAAGUUAAAUCCAAUGAGAAACAAAUUCAAGGAAUAUGAUGAUAAAAUGUUAGCCCUAAGCCAAAAGCCUGACCUGACAAAAAAAGGUGACAAAACCGACGAAAAGCCCAAAUUUGCUUAUCCAUAUUAUUUCAAAGAUGAUCCCGGUUCCAACAACAGCGGCUACUAUGAGCUUCAAGCUGUUCUAACUCAUAAAGGAAGAAACAUCGCCAGUGGUCAUUAUCUAGCUUGGAUUAGACGUAGUAAAGAUGAAUGGUUCCAAUGUGAUGAUGAUAAUGUUACUCAAGUGACCACUGAUGACAUUUUAAAACUGGCCGGUGGAGGUGAUUGGCAUUGUGCUUAUUUACUUUUAUAUGGUCCACGAGUAUUGGAAGUUGAUGUUAAACCUGAUGAUUUGGAUUCAAUUGCUUAGAAAAUUAUUCUAAUAUUAACUAAUUGAAAGAGAAGAAUAUUGAUUUGAUCAGUCAAAUGAUUACCUUAUAUACCAACAACAAUAAUGGGAACUUGAAAAAUUAAAAUUAUCUUUUAAUACAAAGUCAAAAUUCAAUACGAGAUAAAUUAAUCAUCCUCAUCAUCAUUUUCAUCUACAGCAUCAAGUUUAUUAACAAUUUCUUUAUCCAGUUCUUUCUCCUUCUCUUUUAUAUCCUUCAAUAAUGACCUUAUCCUCGUUCCAACCAUUGCCUGAGUUAGAACUGGUGUUUCUACGAUUGAUCCUGGCCUCGAAUAAAAUUGUUUCUCACCUUGA